UAUUAGGAACUAAACAAAUCUAUUUGAUAUUUCACCAAAAGAAAAAACAAAAAAACAAUUCUAUUUGAUAUCUGAAAGAAGACUUUUUAUCAAAAAAUUAGUUAUAUAAUGAUAUAUAAUUAUAUCAUUUGCGUGUAGUCUCUGACCUUUCUUCUCUGAUCGUCAAAUCAAGAACACAAGAAAAUCACAACAACGAUGAAGAAGAAACCAACUACUCUGUUUCUUCUGCUCUCUCUCCUCACCAUCUCUCUGCUUCUCCUUCGUCUCUCCCAAACCAAAAUCAUCCACAUCACCACCACCACCACCACUACCUCCGAUUCCGAUCAUCACCACCGUUACAAACCCGCCGGACUCGGAGACGAUCCUUGUCUCGGACGCUUUGUCUAUAUCCACAAUCUACCUUCUCGAUUCAACACCGACAUACUCCAAGAUUGCGAGUCGAUUUCAAGACCAAAGGACAAAAUCAGUAUGUGUAAGUACCUCGACAACUUCGGAUUCGGACCUCUGAUCGGCGACGGAGUUUCCACCGAUUCUCAGUACUACUCUCCGAGCUGGUACGCGACUAACCAGUUCAUGCUCGAAGUGAUUUUUCACGAGAAAAUGAAGAGAUACGAGUGCUUGACGUUAAAUUCGUCUUUGGCUUCGGCUAUUUACGUACCUUAUUACGCUGGUUUAGAUUUCCGGCGAAAUCUGCGGCGGCGUAACGUCGCUGCGAGAGACGCCGCCGGGAAGGAACUUGUUAAAUGGCUCAAAAAGCAACCUCAGUGGACAGGUAUGUCAGGUAAAGACCAUUUCCUUGUAACCGGUCGGAUUUCAAGAGAUUUCCAGCGAAACUCCGACAAUAAAUCUGGAUGGGGAACCAAUUUGAUGCUCUUGCCGGAGUCACAAAACCUUUCUUUCCUCACCAUUGAGAGAAAUCCAACGAGCCACAACGAGUUCUCAAUUCCUUAUCCAACCUACUUUCACCCAAAUUCAGCCGUCGAGAUCCUCAAGUGGCAAAACAAGAUCAAGCUCACAAACAGGACAAUCCUCUUCUCAUUUGCUGGAGCUCAAAGGCCAAGCAGAAGCAAGAACGGUUUGGUUCGCACUCAAGUUAUCCAACAAUGCAAGACUUCAUCUAAAACGUGUAGGUUUCUUGACUGCGAUGUUAAAUCCAGCAGCUGCGAUGAUCCAAUCAGUCUAAUGAAGCUUUUUGAGAGCUCUGUUUUCUGCUUGCAACCGCCAGGUGAUUCGUUAACCAGAAGAUCGGUGUUUGAUUCGAUCUUGGCUGGUUGUAUUCCGGUUUUCUUUAACCAAGGAAGUGCUUACAAGCAAUAUGUAUGGCACAUACCGAGCAACAAUAGCGAUUAUUCGGUUUAUAUACCGGUUAAAGAGCUGAGAACCGGGGGAAAGAACAAAAUUCAAGAGAUUUUGCGCCGAAUACCGAACGAGAAAGUGAUUGGUAUGAGAGAAAAUGUAAUAAGAUUGGUUCCGAAGAUUAUGUAUACUAAACCAAACCGACACAAACCGGAUGGAGAGACUCUUGAAGAUGCUUUCGAUGUUGCUGUCAAGGAAGUGGUAAAGAUAAUACAAGGAACCAGGAGAGAAAUUUAAGACUGAGAAACAUAUACCAAAAAAAUAGAAUAUAGCCUACAUUUGUUAUUGUAUUUACAUAUUCAUCUCUCUUCUAGAAUGUUUCAUAUUCUUUCGAUUAAAUAGUGUAAUUUCAACUAUAGAUAAGAAAAUUUUACCAGUUGUAGAUGGAUACAAAAUACUAUGUGAAGAAAAGAAACUUCAUUAA
Eutrema salsugineum is the source of this 1780-nucleotide messenger RNA. RefSeq names its product probable xyloglucan galactosyltransferase GT15. The transcript has 2 exons. The coding region runs from base 196 to 1593 and encodes 465 amino acids. Gene Ontology annotation, molecular function: glycosyltransferase activity. Lineage: Eukaryota; Viridiplantae; Streptophyta; Magnoliopsida; Brassicales; Brassicaceae. The record is from RefSeq and is a predicted model, not a curated record.